AUCAGGGGCUGGUUUCAGCGUUGACCGCGUGUCCUUGGCACAGACAACACUUCCAACGCACAACGCGCAAGCGGAGUCGAGAGAUCUCUUUCAGAUUCGGUCCUCUCAAGACGAAGCAUUCACAGGCGAUUCGGCGCUUCCAUCGAGGUCGGUUUGCGACUACGGCUCCACAGUAAGGCGCCCCCUGUCACUGCUGACGCUACUGCAUUGACCCACAACGCUUAGGAGCAGGUGCGUCACUUACUGUUCCGUAACGGUCCCCGUCUCUGUCGCAUGUACGCUCUUCGGUGCUUUCUGCACUGAUUGCGCAGGAAAGCUUCAACGAUUCAAAGACAGCAACGGUCUGGCACUGGCCACCCGAGCGCAUCUGCAUUGACCCCCACACACACAAUGAUCCAGUAUCCGCCCUCCCCGAAUCCUUUUGCCCUCCCGCAGCAACGCACCAACCCACCCCUCCCCGCCAUGGCCACCCCUUUCGUCCCCCCGCCCUAUGGCAUGGGCCUCUCGCCCCCAUAUUUCAUGAAGCACUCGGCCUCAGCACCCAGGCCGGCGUCAGUGCCGCCUCUCCCGCACGUGCUUCCCACGCCAUCCACGCCGGUGCUCCACUCCACACCACUCACCCCUCACGGACACGGGGGGCCCGGUCUGCCUGUGCUUCAGCCACCUGCAGUCGCAGUCACAGCGUGGCCUGACCCGUAUAAGAGGAAGCCCACUACACACACACUCGAGAGGGAGGCCUACCACUUACCACACAAGCGGCAGCCUCUCUUGGUGCGGCAGAUGCCGCCGCAGAGCGUCUUCCCGCUCAGCCACACAAUCAGGAGGGAGCAGUAUGGAAUGGCCCAGGGCCAGGUGCAGCAGAUGCAGCCGACACAACCACAAGGCGAGCGGGGCCGGGUCACACUGGUCGUCGGCCCUCCUGCUGCUGCUCCCAAAACGGCCCCCCCUCAAUGGGUCGAGGUCCCGGCGCGCAAGAGCCGCUUCAACGUGAUAAAGCGGGAGGAGUACCAGUCGGGCAAGCCCAAUACCUACGACACGUGGGAGUCGGACCUCUUCGACCCCAAGAUGCGGCACCUGCAGCCAAGUCAGGUCAUCAGAUUCGAGCGGUCCGUGCGAGAGGAAGACGAUGCCGAGGGGGACCUCGGUGCCGCCACGGUGGCCGCUGCCAAGGCUGCUUGGGGGGUGGGAAAAGACGACCAGCAGAACAAGAAUAAGCACACUACCGUCGUGCGGCAACAAACCGGCGCUGACCAGCAGCACAGGUGGGUGACAGACAGAUGAAUGCUUUCCUGAAUGGCCUGUCUCUCUGUCAGGGGGACGGCACUUGGGCGGAAUACCAGGGUGUCUCGGCUUUCGACAGUGACGGGCGGUCAGUCUAACGUUCCCGACAAUGGGCGGACAGAAACGGCCGAUCUCUUCUUCAGCAAAGUGCCCAACAAGCCCUUCGAAACGGCUGAGAAGGGACACCACCCGAAAGACGGUACGCAGGCAAACACCCCCUGUCCGUCUAUAAGCCUGCAUGUCUCCGUCUGUCUGGGUGUGUGCAGCGGCCAAGAUUUAUCGUCUUCACGCCAGGGCGGCCGCCAAUCGACCGCCAACUCCCAACUUCCCGGCAGCCAAGCGGCCUACCGUCCCACCCUCUGCCGUCCAGUUGCGCGGCCCCCCGCCCCGCACAGCGCCCAGCCGGUCAGGCAGACACACUCCCCUCACACGCAAAGCGGCUCCAGCACAGGUAAGGCGGUUGACACAGACAUACAGAAACGCACACACACCGAGACAGACAUCGCAUGCAUCCCGUGACUGUGUGUAGGGCCGUGACCGGUCGCCUCCUGCCCGUGUUGUGGACCGGUCGUCGUCCCCCACGGCUAUGCAGGGCCACCGGGGGCAUGCACAGAAUCAUAAGACGGAGAGCAAGUCGGGUGGCCACGGUAGCAAAGCCACGGACUCGUCAGGAAACAAUGGCGUUUUUUCGUUCGGUCCGCGAGGCGUCGCCACUCCACCGAAAGCCAAACGACCGUCGGCCAAGGUGGUGAGUCAGGCCAUCCAUCCAUUUAUCCAUCCAUCCAUCCAUCCAAUAGGCAGAAUUGUCACCCAUCCAUCCCUUUCCGCCUCUCUCCUUGUGUUGCGUGCGUCUUGUGUAGAGUCGGCCAGCAAGCCGCGGGCGGUCUCCGGUGCGCACGCCCCCAGUGCUGCGUGAGCUGUCGCGGCGCCCCACCCCCACGGGCUCCGCCACCCCUGUGCAGAGACAGGGCACACGACUCUCACAAGAGGUAGGUACAGUAUCGGUAGGUACAUGGAGGGGAGGCAAGGCAACCACACACACGUCAUCACAUCAGUAAGUAAUCCACAGCCCGUCUGUCUUGUAUCGUCCAUCAGGCUGCUCCCAAGCCCCCGUUUCGCUCUGGCAUAGCCCCCGCCAAGGCGACAGUUCCUCCUCAGCGCAUCCGGAGUCGCUCGCCCUCGCCGGGUGCAUGGCCCUUGUUGAGCGGCCCGGCCCGUGCCAAGCAGCGUGUGGAGGAGCGUCGCCGUCGUGAGGAGCGGCAGCGGGUGCAGUCUCAGCAGAGGGGGGCCACUGAGGAGGACAGGGGGGUCAUCGACGCGAAGUGCUGCAAUGUCAAGGGAGUCAUCGCCAAAAUGAAGGCAGACAGGGAGAGAGCACGGAGCAGGGUGAUCAUGGAGCAGGCGGAGAGACACUCCACACACACACACACACACACACACAAAUAGAGGAAAGGAUCUAAGGAUCUUGUUUGUGCUGUGCUCUCCUGUGCUGUGCUGUGCUGUGGGGUGUUGUGUCGUGCAGGGGCGUCCUUCAAGCGGCAGUGGUGGCCACGGCAGCGGCGGAGGGGGCAGGAGUGGCGCCUCGGCAUUGCGGGCCGCCGGGAACAACAUAUGUGCCCGACAGAAGCCCGGCGGGCCCGCAUAUAUCUUCCAGACAGACAGCGGAGGUACGCCCGUGAGUCAGAGAGCACAUCAUCAUACGUAGAUGAUACUUACAUAAUUACAUAUACAAAUCGAUCAGAGUACAUGUUGGCGUUUGACCCGGAGGCAUACGAGCCCAGCCAGAUUAUCAAGUGGGAAGGUACGUCACGUGAUUCAAUCAGGCAAUCAAUCAACGCACUCUAACCCCAUAUAUAUCUGAUGCGUGUGUGGGUACUUUGGGUGGGCAGAUUUGGAGCUCAAAUAUCUCAUUGCCGAGGGGGCCUUCGGAUCAGUACGCGAUCUAUUCAUCACAGCCCGCUACCCUCUCUUUUUUUCUUCUUUCUGGCUGCCGUGUCUGUCUGUGUGCGUGUGUGUCUACAGGUGUUUCGUGGUGUGCAUCGCGGCGAGUUUGGCGAGAGGGACGUGGCCGUCAAGGUCUUCUUCUCUGACAAAAGUGAGGGAGGGAGUCAGUCAGUCAGCAAGGGCCUGAUCGAACAUACACGUGUGUAUGUAUGCAGCUGGUCCCAUAUCGAAGGAGCAUUUCCUCAACCUGGAGCGGGAGCUCAACGCAUAUCGGUCGGCCUGCAUCUCUUCAAAAUGAAUAUUGUGUGUGUGUGUGUCACGUAAGUGUCCUGUGUGUGGCAUCCAGUGUGGUGUCUCACCGCAGCAUUUUGCGGCUGGUCGGCGUGUGCAUCGAGCCGCCACACCUGGCCAUCGUCACCGAAUACCUUCACGGAGGUAGGUGAGAUGAGACAGGCACACAGGCAUGCAUGCCAUGGAUCAAUCAUGUGUGCCUGUGUGCUUUUAGGGAAUCUGUUUGACAUUUUGUUCAACCAUUUGCGCGUCGUGACGGCGGAGGAGCGGCUGAUCUAUGCGAAGCAACUGGUACGUGAGCGACCAGGGAAUGAGGGGGGGUAAGGCAGUCUGCUUCCCUCUCCCUCUCCCUCUCCCUCUCUGCCUCUGUCCGUGCCUGUCUGUCUGUCUGUCUCAGUGUGAGGUGGUGAUAUACCUUCACAGCAUGACGCCGCCCAUCGUCCACCGCGACCUCAAGACACAGGCAGGGCCUGGAGGCAAUGUUAACACAACACAUGCGCAUCUCACUCAUCCCACAGGCAUCUGUCUGUGUGUCUAUACUUGUGUGGUGUGGAUUGACUAACUGACGCAUCGCAUCGCAUCGCAUCAGAACAUGCUGCUGGACAACAGGGGGAAGAUGAAGCUGUGCGACUUCGGAAUGGCCAAAAAGAUGGUAGUUAGGAUAGACAGAGAGAGAGAAAGGCACACCCGACACCAGACACCUUGUCGUGUCUGUCAUGCCACCUGAUCGAUCGCUGUGUGCGUCCCUCUGCGUGUGUCUGCAGGAGAACGGACAGUUCCUGGUGUUGGAUGACAACGGCGGCUCGCCGCGAUACAUGGUGAGUGAGUGAGUGAGUGAGGGAGGGAGGGAGGGAGACACACACGGCUCCGGCCGGCAGUGCCGUAUUUGUCGCACAUCUCGUGUGUGUGUUUUGUGUGUGUGUGUGUGUGUGUGUCUAUGCAGGCGCCCGAGAGCUACAUGAAGGGCGGCACCAUUGACGAGAAAGCCGAUAUCUGGGGACUCGGUUAGAUAAGACGAGAGCUGUCUGUGCCACAAAUCAAUCAAUCGACCAGACAAGCGACACACGCUCACGCCCUCGCCGGCCCCUCGGGCGGCGUGUGUUGUGUGCAGGUUGUUGUUUGAUCGAGUUGUUUGGGGGUCCCAUUCCGUACGAGGAGCUCGACAAGAUGCCCGACGUCAUCCGACGCAUCUUCCACGAGCGCAAGAACCCAACCAUCCCAGAGACCUUUGAAAUACAAACCAAGCGCAUCAUCGAACAGGUGUGCGGUGCGGCACGAGGGAGGGAGGAAGGGUGGGCUGGCGCCGCUCUCUCUCUCUGUCUGGAUGUGUGUCUCUCUGUGUGUAUGUGUGUCUCUGCGCGCUGAUGCAGUGUUUUGACCGGGACCCUCGAGAGCGGCCGGCAGCUGUGGAGGUGCUGGAGGUGCUGCAGACACUCACCCCCACCAUAGUCAGACGACACGGUCAGUGAUCGAUCGAGUCGAGACACACACAAGUCUCAGAGGCAGGGCAGGCCAGCAAAACAGAAGCUCAAGAUACCAGUCGCCUGCCUGCCUGCCUGCAGAGAUGGACAUGCUGUACCCUCGCGAGUUCGACGAGCACGGCCACGUGGCGGGUGUGGUGGACAAGGACUGAUUGAUUAGUCGACUGACGGACGGAGGGAGGGCGGGAGGGAGGGGAACUGGUCAGUCAGUCAGUCAUCGGUGGAGUGAGACGUGGCGUAGAGUAGCCAGUGAGUGAGUGAGUGCGGCGUACAUCCAUCCAUGUGCUGUGCAGGACACUAAUGGCUUGAUUGAAUGUCCGUCCAUAAUCAAUUCAACUAAGUGUGUGCUCAACUCAACAUCCAAGCCGGUGGAGUGGGCUGUCUGCAUUGAAU
Vitrella brassicaformis is the source of this 5390-nucleotide messenger RNA. Lineage: Eukaryota; Vitrellaceae. The record is from the annotation of a GenBank genome assembly.